CAACAUUAUAAUAUAGUUGCUUGCAAAUCUGCCGUUCUUUAUCUGUAUAUUGUAGCACAAUGGAAUGUUCAACAACACGUAUCGCGGUAUUUCUGUUAUGGUGCUGUUAUUAUAACUACGGUGUUUACGCGAUCGAAAAACUAUUUCAACGGAACGAUGUUGAACGGAAAAUUGAAAUAUUGGAAACGAUCGUGAACAACGAAAUUUGGUGGAAGUUAAUAUGCAAUCGGAACAUUUUAUUCGACGGUGAAUUGGUCAACAUGAAAGACGUAUGGAGGAGACUCUUAAAGUGUCGUACUGCAGUGGUGAACGUGAGUGAACGUAAUAGCACGGAAAGUAAUGUCACCGUGUUUAAGGAUUUGUUGAGGGUCUCGAAAUCAAUAUACACCGCUUUAGAAUGCGAGUAUUCGAAUGUUAUCGUCGAUACGCUGAAGCUCUUGUUUUACGUCGGCGAUUAUUUCCUUUAUUUAAAAGAUCAUUUGGCGAAAAUGAUAUAUAACUUGUUCUCGUUCAGAGAUCUAUAUCCGAGUUUAAAGCAUGCCGACAAUACGUUUCUGUUGUCAUUGGUAUCCGUCUAUUUGGGCGUUCAAAUGAAUACGCCAGAGCCGAGAAAAACGGUAGUCGCUCGAAUGAUCAAUUUGAUCGAACGUUUCCGAUGUAAAUACUGCGAGAUAUCGGAUUAUGAUUAUUAUCAUUAUGAAAGCGAAUUCGAAGACGCGGCGAAAACAUCGGUGUUUGAGGAAUUACAAGACAGGCUUGAACGUUUGUCUGAAGAAAUAGAUUUCGGAAUGCUGCAGCAAUCUAAUGGAAAGCCGACAUUCGUUAGCGAAAUGUACGAUCCCAAUGUCAUAAUGAUGUCGCAUGUGUUUGCGAUAUAUCCGGCAAUCGAAAAAUUAACAGUGAAAUGGUUCGGCAAUAAGCCUGUGGCGCUAUACGACGUUGCUAAAUGUGUCAUAGGACGUUCGCAAAUCAGAGACGUGUACAGAUACUAUAUGUUAUUCGUCGGCAUGAUAAAAGAUUUUUUUUGUCUGCGAUUUCACCGGGUAAAGAACAACCGUUCGAUGUUUGAAAGCGAACUGGACGCUUUCGACGUGUAUUUAAGGCGAAUAGUGCCGGCUAAUUAUCCGCCGCAUUUAUUGCGUUCGGUGAAAAAAAUAAGACGCUCGGUGUGGGGCGAUCUGGACGCCGCGAAAAUGAAAAAAGCAACAUCAACGAGUAUCAGAAAAAUCACAUUGUUUAAAACGUCUCGGACGGAUUACGGCGGUGAUGCACCAGUGCGCUUGUCGAGAGAAACGAUAGACCUUUGCGCACGCGACACGGUAAUCGUUGAUGACGACGUGUCGAAAGCGUUUAUAGAAGAGACAGAAAUGUCGGAGUUCGUUCAAACGGUAAUCGGAAACGAGCCUAUUUUCGUAUCGACCGUCAUCGAAAUGUUUCACCUGUUUUCGAGCGAACCGAACACGCUUGAAUACCAUCACAUUUUCAAAACGGAUUCCCGCCGGAAAAACGAGGUCAAGCUCGAGUGCCCGCAAAUGCCGAAAAUCCGAGAAACCCUGUUUCUGGUGCGAUCGUCGAUCGCCGCCAUGCACCAAUCGGAACACCACGUGAAAAAAACCAACGGUCCGCAUUUGUCCACGUUGCUCUCGAUUAAACUUCUCGUCCGGAAUCUAGUCCUCGUACUGGAAAACUUUAACGACCACGACGAAUCCUUCGCAGAGAUCAUCAACAUUUUCGCGCCGCUCGCCAUCUACGUCAAAAGCCACCGGUACUCGUCGUUGCAGUGCAUCGUGCUGAAACAGUAUCUACUGCUGACCUUGAACGCGGUAGAAGGUUACGAGCUGAACAAUUGCAACGGCUACGGGGCGCCGGUACCGUACAACCUCGACAUGUACAAAACCAUAUUGGACGACGAACACAUGUACGUGCCCGCCGGUUCCAAAAUCGUAAUCACUCCCGCCGAUUUCGAUACGCGUUACAUAACGCGACGGAUAACGAAAAUCACAAAAGAAGUGGAACAAUUGUUCCACGUUAGCAGCACGGAUGACGAUUACGUGGACGACAGUCUGUCGCUGGUCGACAAAUUAGUUCCCAACGCGUAUUUCCAAUACUACGACAGUGAAUUCAAUUUGACGACCGUUUUCUGGGACGGAGUCGAGGUGCACGUCAAUAACGUGAACACGAGCGUCACCCGCGACAUAAUCGAUGUCGGCCAUUUGAUCCGGUUUCAAAUAUUCAAACUGAAAUUACUGAUUUGUAACGUUUUCAGAAAAAUGUUAUUCGUUACCCGGCACGCGAGCGAUUUUUCAACUAUCAUACAGGACGACAGCGAAAAUACUUUAGUGGCGUCGAUAAACGACGUUUUUAUUUUGUUCGGUGAGCUUUCGUUUCCGCUGAAAAUUGGAGAUUACGUAAAAACAAUCGUACACGAAUACGAGGAAAUAUUUCAAAAUUACGACCCGCUCAUGUUCGAUGAGAAUUUUGAAGAAAACUCGCGAAAAAUGAGCGACACACUCGAGGAACAGCUCGAACUGUUGAAAACGUCCGAAGUGGACGACAAUAAUAUCCUACCGGAGACUGACCUCAAAUCAAUGUUCCAUAGAAUCCACUAUUCGCUCGAAACAGACUUGAAGUUCACGUCGAAGAUUUUGGAAUCGUUAAUGGAGAGUAAAAUAAUCGCAGUUGAUGAUUUGUUUAACCUCGUGUAGCCUGCGUAAUUUGCGUCUUUACUAUACACAGCAGCAGGUUCACGAAAUAUAAUCACCUGUAUUGUAACGAAUUGUAACGUUCGAAAUCAAAACGUUUUAUGCGUAGUCGUGUCGUGUGUGUAACAUGUGAAAUAUUGUAGUUUUUAUUAUGUUUAACACACACAUGAGGCACCAAUACUCACU
Molecule: messenger RNA, 2888 nt
Organism: Cinara cedri
Lineage: Eukaryota; Metazoa; Arthropoda; Insecta; Hemiptera; Aphididae
Source: the annotation of a GenBank genome assembly